GGUUCGGAUAUUCUCCGGGAAAAUUCUAUUUGGUAGAUGGUCCCUAAUGGUCUGUCAAAAUUCAUACUUCACGUACAAAUCGCGAAAAUUCCUCCCGCCAUACUCGCCUUGCAAUCUUUUACCGCAAGCCAGCAUAAACCAAACGCUAAGAUCUUCCUCGAUUUCUACCGACAUAAUAAAAAGAAGAAGAUGAUCCGUCUCUGUCUGAUACGCCGCCCUUAUUAUCGUUUCCCUCUCCGUCGUCAUAUCUCUUCCUCCUCUAAAAACAACACCGAAACUCCUAAUAAUAUAAGAAAUCCCCAAAAUGCCCCUCAACUAUCGCCGCCGCCGCCACCGAUCUCACCUCAAUUUAUUCAGAAUUCUCUUUCUCCUCUAUCCACCCCCAAUGAUUCCUCACUCUCGAGAACUUCUAUUUUUUCCAUCUCCGCUACCGUCCUCUCCGCACUGAUCGCUUCCGUCGCUUUUUUCCCCAACGACAACUCUAACGAUAACAAUAAGAGAAAUACUAAUCCAAUUCACGAAGUAAUUGAAAGAACGUUUCAUAAGUCAAACGAGUCAUUUAGAAGAGUUAUUAACCAUGUAAAGCACACGGGCAUCGCGGCUUCGAUUUUGUGGCAAUCUCUGAGUUCGGUUUUGUCGACUGCGAAUCACGAGGUGAGGGCGGGAUUCGAGUUAAGGGUGGCGGCGCUGCUAGCGGAUAUUUCAGCGGCAAAUGCAGCGCGGAGGGCGGCGAUUGUGGGUGCGGGAGGAGGGAAAGUGGUUGAUUGGUUGUUGGAGACGGUGGCGGUUGGUACGGAUGGGUGUGGGACUCAGGCGGAGGCGGCAAGGGCGCUUGCUUACUUGAUUGCUGAUCCUAAUGUGUCUAAGGAUGUUUUAGGGCGGCCUUGUGCUGUGCCUAAUUUGUUGAGGUUUAUUUUUUCGUGUCAGCCUAGGUCGAAAAAGCAUUCACGACAUAGUUCAUUCGAUAUUUCUGAUUCUCUGAAAGGUAGGAGCAUGCUUGUGGCUGCCAUCAUGGAUGUUGUCACAUCCAACUGUGAUAGUUUAGAAAAGGCAUCAUUUAUCCCAUCACUGCCAGGAAAUGCUGAAACAAGGGAUAUUGCAGCAGCUAUAGAAGUUAUUGAGGAAGGUGGAAUGCAUUUUGAUGAGCCACAUAGAAAUGAUGAUGACGAUGAUGGUGGUGGAAAAGGAAUGAAGGGGAUAGGGAUUAAAAUUCUUGAAGGUACAACAGUUUUAGGGCUUUCAAGGACUAGUGAGCUUAUGGGAUUGGGAAACUCUGAUGAUGUUGAAGUAGAAUCGGUUAGAAGUGCUCCUAAAACCCUUGCCUUGCUAAAUAAGCAUGGUAGUUCAUCAGCACAAGAGAAUUUGUCUGCUUCUGUUGUUCCUGGUCUGUGGGAUGACUUGCAUUGUCAACAUGUUGCAGUGCCUUUUGCUGCUUGGGCAUUAGCCAAUUGGGCAAUGGCAUCAGGGACCAACAGAUCUCAUAUUCAAGAAUUGGAUCAAGAUGGGUACGCUGUCAUGAGUGCUUUAACAGCACCUGAGAGAUCUGUGAAAUGGCAUGGGAGUUUGGUGGCCCGUUUGCUCUUGGAGGAUUGUAAUCUGCCACUAAAUGACUCUGUUUCUGAUUGGAGUUCCAGUCUUCUUUCAACUUUUUCUCAGGCAAGUAAGAAUGAAGACAUUCCAUUGGCUCUGGUGGCAUUAUCUGCUUUUUCAGUUUCUAUAGAGAGAAGCCCUCUUGCACAAAAGGUAGUGAUGGAAAAAGGUCUUCAGUUGAUGAGAGACGCAGCCAAGCGUACAAUAAAGCAUAAGGAGGUACAAGAAGCCUUGGCAAAGGCUUUGAAAUUGCUUUCCACUGGGGACAUGCAUCUAUCUCUUGAAGAAAGUGAAAAAUGGUCUGGCAUAUUGAUUCCUUGGGUUUUUGGAAACUCCUCUUCUGACACGACCCGGUCUUCAGCUGCAAGAAUUUUAACAUGCAUUCUUGAAGAGUAUGGGCCAUCAUCCAUACCCAUUUCUCAAGGAUGGUUAGCUAUUUUGCUAAAUGAAAUCCUGGAUUACUGCAAGACAUCCACUAAUAAACGUGGCACACCACCUAAAAGUGAUAAAGUGAAGACUCAGAUUGAUCAGUCAAAUGUCCUUUUUGCCACACAGACUGUUAAUCAAUUGGCAGGUGCUGUUGUUAAUCUGGCUGGAAAGCAAAUGGGGACAACUGCUGAAUCUGUUGAAACGUUUCCACUGGCAGAUCUUCUUUCUUUGGAACCUUUUGCAGGACUCUUUAAAAAUUUGAAGAAAGAUAGUUUACCUAAAGUUGAUGCCACAGAUUCUGCUCUAGCAACACUUAAGGGUAUCAAAGCACUGACAGAACUUUGUGAUGAAGAUUCUGUAUGUCAGAACAAAUUAGCCAAUUUUGGGAUUUUGAGCUUGCUGAAACGCUUUUUGUUACAUGACGAUUAUGAGAGGCUUGCUGCUAUGGAAGCUUAUGAUGCUUCAAGAGCUCUAGAGGCAGAAAAGAGGGUUUCAGAUGUUCCUGGUGAAGCAUCUAAAACUAUUUCAGAUGCAAAUAAUCCAUUGAGUGUCCGAGUUCCCCCAACUGCUCACAUUCGAAGGCAUGCAGCUCGGCUUUUAACUGUCCUUUCAGUGCUUCCUGAUGUCCAGAAGGCUGUUAUAGCUGAUGAAACUUGGUGUAAGUGGCUUGAGGAUUGUGCAAAUGGAAAGAUCCAAGGUUGCGGUGACCUUAAAAUUCAAAGUUAUGCUAGGGCCACUCUGUUAAAUAUAUUUUGCAACCACCAAGUUGGUGGAGAUUCUGCCAAAGGUAAUGUUCUUGGAACAGAUACCGCAAAUAAAAGUAGAAUUUGUCCUCAUUAUAAUGACAAGAUAUUCUUAAUUAACCCUGAACUGCCCCACUGGAAGUGUCCUGAAAAUAAAGAUCAAGAUGAUAUUCAGAGAGAUAAGCCAUCUGGUGAGUCUGAUUCUCUUAACAGUGAGGGUACACUUGUAACCGGAGCUUCAAAUGAUGGUAACUUGUCUAGUUCUGUCAAUGCAUCACAGAACAGCCCAAAAUCAGAGGUUCCCCAACUAGAUAUUGUUUUUGUCCAUGGGUUGCGUGGUGGACCUUAUAAGACAUGGCGCAUUUCCGAGGACAAAGUAUCUACAAAGUCUGGUUUGGUGGAGAAGAUUGAUCAGGAAGCUGGGAAGCUAGGCACAUUUUGGCCAGGUGAAUGGCUUUCAGUUGACUUCCCUCAUGCUCGCUUGUUUUCUCUCAAAUACAAGACAAAUCUUACACAAUGGUCUGGAGCUAGCCUGCCACUUCAGGAAGUGAGCUCCAUGCUGCUGGAGAAGCUUGUUGCUGCGGGUAUAGGAAACCGCCCGGUUGUGUUUGUGACACACAGCAUGGGGGGUCUGGUUGUCAAGCAGAUGUUGCAUAAAGCAAAAGCAGAAAAUAUUGAUGAUUUUGUGAAAAACACAGCUGGAAUUGUUUUUUACAGUUGCCCACAUUUUGGAAGCAAACUGGCAGACAUGCCUUGGCGAAUGGGCCUUGUGCUUCGCCCAGCUCCAACUAUCGGGGAAUUAAGAAGUGGUUCUCCAAGAUUAAUAGAACUUAAUGACUAUAUUCGUCAACUGCAUAAGAAAGGGAUGCUUGAAGUCCUUAGUUUCUGUGAGACCAAGGUAACUCCAAUUGUUGAAGGUUAUGGAGGAUGGGCCUUCCGUGCGGAAAUUGUACCGAUUGAAUCAGCAUAUCCUGGAUUUGGAGAACUUGUUGUAUUAGAGUCGACAGAUCAUAUAAAUUCAUGCAAACCGCUCGGUCGGACAGAUCCUUCUUAUGUAAAAAUUUUAGAAUUUUUGGAUAAGCUGAAAUCCAACCAUACAUGAAGAUGCUUCUCAACUCACUUUGUUGAGGUUUUUUUCUUUUUUUUUAAUUUUUCUGUGAUAAUUAUACUGGGGUGGAGUUUUGGAGGUGCGCAUUGAUUUAGAAGUGAUUGUGGGGAACAAAUUUCGUUGAUCCGAAGACAGCAUGUUAACGAACCAGUUAGGUAGCAUUCUGUAAAUUGUAUUCUUCACUUAACCAUAGCUUGUACAUCAUUCCCUUAUUCUUUUAACCUCUAGCUGUACAUCAGAUGUUGAAAUUCAGCUCUGUAUAUUGACCUGUAAAGUAGGUUUCUAAAUGUUGUACAAUACUUUUCAAGAGAAAGAGAGAUGAGCAUCUUUACAAAUGCUUGCUAAUUGCCAA
Molecule: messenger RNA, 4222 nt
Organism: Mangifera indica (mango)
Lineage: Eukaryota; Viridiplantae; Streptophyta; Magnoliopsida; Sapindales; Anacardiaceae
Exons: 10
Coding region: 37-3864 (1275 amino acids)
Source: RefSeq, a predicted model, not a curated record